Molecule: messenger RNA, 1143 nt
Organism: Trypanosoma rangeli
Lineage: Eukaryota; Euglenozoa; Kinetoplastea; Trypanosomatida; Trypanosomatidae
Exons: 1
Coding region: 1-1143 (380 amino acids)
Source: RefSeq, a predicted model, not a curated record
AUGGAAUCUGUUGUGUAUGAAGACAUCCCCGAUGCGUCUGUCCGGUUGAUGCGGUUAAAAGUGGCGCUUUUGGCGUUUGCCGGUAUUUCCACCACGAUACCCGCAGUGACUGCAAUUCUUGUUUCUGUUGAUUUGGCCUUUGCAGGUUCUUCAUCCUCGGGGGCGCAGUCGCCGAAGCUGGCGAAAACUGCUGCGGAGGAUCGCUUGCGUCAGGCUUGCGCGGAUCGCGUAAAACUUAGAACAUGGCUGCAACGCGAUCUCGGGAUCACGAUGGACUUGUGGGUUGUGGUGGCUGUAGUGCCACGUGAUAACACAGAGCUGUCUUUACUAGCAAGCUGGCAGAUGGACCGACAUCGAUCACCGUUGCGUCAGGCGGAUGCUCUGUCUCUUUCGCUGCACGAAGUGGCGCUGCUGUGGGGAGACGAGCGGAGUCAACCACCAAUGCUUACGAGUUUUCUGUUGACUCAUCAAAGCCUUCUUCUAGAUGUGACGCGCUGCCUUGGCGAGAACAGUUGUCAGCUAGUUAAUCCCGCGGUGUUCAGCCCUUUGCGGGCGAAGCACAUGGCGAAAGGCCGCACGUGUGUGGUGGCUUUUUAUUACGCCUGGCUGCCGUCGUCAUCUACCACACGUGGACUUGCACGGUUGCAGCAACAAUUUGGCGGCAUUGCCAGACAUGUUCUUUCACCUAUGCAGCUACCAUUUUCCUGCUCCUACGGGGGGGAUGUUGAGGCUUUGCAGCACAACCUUGUCACGCUGGCUUCUUCACUUUCACGUAAGACUGAUGUAGCGGGGCCUACUUCGGGUGUUGAUGUUGCACUGUUGGCAACUCGCUCGUUGAAGGAUAUAUGUAGUCUUAUUGGUGUUCUCUUAGGUUGUCCACUGGCAAAUUAUUACGGCGAGUCGAUGGCGUUUUGUGCCUCAGUGCGGAGGCGGCGGCGAGCGGCGGGUCUUAUUUACCCCACCAGUGUGCCGCUCGCGAGGCCGACGGGCACGGAGAUGACGAAUGGUGUGGAUAAGCGGCCGGCCCCCGAACGGCAUUCGAAGCGAAAACGAAAAGAGGGAACGGCGGCGGAGGCGUCUGCUCAGGACGAUCCCGUCGACGAGGCAGAAGGGCUGAUGUGGUGUGAAGACAUUGGGAGUUGA